CCCCUUUGGUUAGUUGGUGGAAACCACAAGCUCUUACCCAACAGGUGUCAUUGGAACAUGCUGAAUUACUUUCCAUUUAAGACGGGAAACCUGUAUUUAAUUAUUUGUUUUGUAGUGACAGAAAAAAAACAACAACUUAGAUUUGAGUUUCUAUCCGGAAAACUUAAUUAGAAAUCCCUCCAUGCGGUAUUAUGUCCUGAGCUUGCCGUCCGUUCCCAGCCCCGGUGAUAAAGUGCCCCUCUGUGUGGAAUGAGCGAACAGUGGGCUGCCAUGAAGUGUGUCUCAGCAGCUCAAGUUUUCUGUGUGACCCGAGAGCUAGCAGGAAGUGCAGCUCGGGUGCCUCUCCACUUGUCUCAUCAAUGCAGCUUUCAUUCUCCCUCGGUGGGGCAAGAUGGAAGCUGUACAAAAGGACUACUGGUACUUCGUGGUACUCAUCUUCCUCCCUUUUCUUAAAGUUGCCGUCCAGCAGAAAGAGGCUGUUACAGUUCGACUGGAGGAGGGGAUGGUGCUCGACUGCUUGUGCCCCUGGGAUGGGAACCUCAGCAUGGUGUCCUGGACCAAAGUGCCAAACAAGGAUCCAGUGGCUGUUUUCCAUCCAGAGUACGGAGUGGCUUUUUCCCACCAAUACCGAGAGAGAAUCGAGUUUCUGAGGACCACACCGAUGGAUGGAAGUAUUUCCAUGAGGAAUGUCACUCAUCAGGAUAUCGGCCUUUACCACUGCUCUGUUCAGACUUUCCCUCAGGGUCCCUGGACCAGGAACAUUCAGGUGGAGGAUUUAGAUGAGCCACCAGAAGAAGAUGCCAGCACAGAGCCCCCUCCACAAGAGGUGACCGUGGCAGACACAGAGCUGGUAGCGGAGCAGAACAACAACCUGACCAUCAGAUGUAACCACCAGCACAGCGGUAUCGUUUCCCAGGUCAUUUUGGAGAAGAUGCUGCAUGGCGAGACCUGGCGCAUCAUCGGAGUGUGUAAGAAGGUGGAAGGGGGCCUGGUGGGCGAAGACUACAGCGACAGGGGUCAGGUGAACUGCGCCGACAGCCUGGAUGUCAGUCUUCACAUGACAGAUGUGGUGCAGGAAGACAGUGGUUUCUAUCGCUGCACGUUCAACACGGAUGCAGGCGUCAAGACCACCAGUGUGCAGCUCACUGUUACCGCUCCAGGUGGAUUCAGCCUGUCGUUAUACAUGAUGUAUAUUUACAUUGGGGCGGGAGCUGCUGGACUUUUUCUACUCAUUGCCAUCCUCAUAGUAGCAGUGAGGCACAGAAAGAAGAACAGGAGAGAGGAGUACAGAGUCAAACUGCACCCGUCUCAGAGACAGCCAAACUUCUAUGAGAACAUCCACGUGUGUCCCAGGAUUACAAAGAAGUCCAGACAGAUCAGACACUGCCCGGUCUAUGCCAACCUACAGACCGCACGAUCAUUCCAAACGCAACGUCGUCCCCAUGAUAAAUGAACAUAUAUAAAUUUGAUGUAUAUAGGUGCUUUUUAUGUCACUCCUCUCAGUGUGCCCUCAGCUUCCCAAACACAAAGCACAUCGGUUUUCAUCUGAGCAGAAAUAGACAUAUAAUAUUGACAGACUGCGAUCAUUUAUUUGAGUUUUUGUAAUUGGAUGCAGGGAUCACGCUGACACUGAUUAAUAUUGCUGCUGAGGUCGGAAAUUAGUUAACAAGCUGGUGCUCAUCUAGGAGUCACAAAGCUGACAGGGUUGUUUGGACCCGGCCUCGCUCCCACUAAUUAAAUGUAGUAUGUACUUCAUAAUUACUGUUGACGAAAUAUUUGAUUUGGGGAAAACAAUAUUUGACAGUAACCAGCACGCCGAGGAGCACACAAAAGCCUGUAUAAUCAUUCUUUUCACUUGUCUAACCCCUGAGUAAAACGAUUGACAAAGGCCUGUGUAAUUGCCCUCUUUUUACUUUCAUCCCUCCUGGUUUCCAUUCAAAGCCUGACAAUGGUGUCUAAUCAUCUAACGGAAAAGAAAAGCAGUCACUCAACACCGCACCGUCACUUGAGACUGUCGCUUUCCCCUUCGGGCUCUCUGUCUAGGAUGGCUGCAUUCUAGUUACAGCGCGCUCCUAGUAUGAAAGCUAAACUCUAAUUAGCUAAUCCUGUGCUUUCGUUCAUAGCUCCUUUUACUUUGUCUGUCUGUUGUUUAUUGAUGAGUGUUUGGGUUCGGGUUUUUUUUUUUACUCUGUAAAAUGUGAAAGUCAUUUUUAUGAUAAGCUGUCAAAAGUUUUCCAAGUUGUUUUUACAUUUUUUUAAGCUUUCCUUUGUAAAAUCAAUAUUUAAGGUUUAUUGUACUCUGGUACUAUUAAGCUGUGUGCUCUUUGUGUAAUCUGAUUCAUUUAUCU
Messenger RNA from Acanthochromis polyacanthus (spiny chromis), 2348 nucleotides. RefSeq names its product CD226 molecule (gene cd226). Gene Ontology annotation, biological process: positive regulation of T cell receptor signaling pathway; cytokine production; positive regulation of Fc receptor mediated stimulatory signaling pathway. The coding region runs from base 392 to 1453 and encodes 353 amino acids. Lineage: Eukaryota; Metazoa; Chordata; Actinopteri; Pomacentridae. The record is from RefSeq and is a predicted model, not a curated record. The transcript is spliced from 6 exons. Gene Ontology annotation, cellular component: external side of plasma membrane.